AACCAGAAGAGGAGAAUUCUCUUCCAUGUUCCCAAGAAUCUCAAAUCUCCCUCCCUCCCUCAACUCAUUAGCAAUGGCAACAUACUAUUAACACCCCUCUUCCUCCCUCUCCACCGUCCCGCAAUUAAGAUUCAAAUGGCAUUUCACAGAGCCUCGAAGGCGAAGCCAAAAUCCGCGAGAUCCCGAAUUCUGCUACUCGCGGCAGCAGUGACAGCGAUUGCGCUUCUCUUCCUGUUCUCCUCUCUUCUUUCCACCACCGUCUCGAAAGCCAACCUCUUACAGCGACGACAACAGCAGCCCUUCGAAAAGUACCUCUAUUGGGGCACCCGCAUCGACUGCCCCGGAAAACACUGUGGAUCUUGCGAGGGCUUGGGCCACCAGGAAUCCAGCCUCCGCUGCGCCCUCGAAGAAGCCCUCUUCCUCGGCAGAACCUUUGUGAUGCCUUCGAGAAUGUGUAUUAAUCCCAUCCAUAACAAGAAAGGGAUCCUUCAUCAUUCCACUAAUGCCAGUUCUGAGGAACUGUGGGAUGCAAGUUCUUGUGCCAUGGACUCUUUGUAUGACACAGAACUUAUGUCAGAUACUGUUCCUGUGAUUUUGGACAAUUCAAAAGAGUGGUAUAGGGUUCUAUCGACUAGCAUGAAGUUAGGGGCCAGAGGAGUUGCACAUGUGGAAGGAGUUAGCCGGUUUGAACUUAAAGAAAAUAGCCGCUACUCAGAUUUGUUGCUCAUAAACAGAACUGCAAGCCCUCUUUCUUGGUUUAUGGAGUGCAAGGAUCGAAACAACCGCAGUGCCAUAAUGUUGCCAUAUUCAUUUCUUCCCUCAAUGGCUGCAGGGAAACUAAGAGAUGCAGCAGAAAAGAUCAAAGCAUUACUUGGUGAUUAUGAUGCCAUCCAUGUUCGUCGUGGGGAUAAAAUAAAGACCCGGAAAGAUAGAUUUGGUGUAGCGAGGAGCUUGCACCCUCACCUUGAUAGAGACACUCGGCCAGAGUUUAUGCUUUGUAGGAUAGCAAAGUGGGUCCCACCUGGAAGAACCUUGUUUAUUGCUUCAAAUGAAAGGACUCCAGGGUUUUUUUCACCACUUUCUGCCAGGUAUAGAUUGGCAUAUUCAUCGAACUAUAGCCAUAUCUUGGAUCCGUUAAUUGAGAACAAUUAUCAAUUAUUCAUGAUCGAGAGGCUUAUAAUGAUGGGUGGUAAAACGUUCAUUAGGACAUUCAAGGAGGAUGAGACAGAUCUUAGCCUCACUGAUGACCCCAAAAAGAACACUAAGCUUUGGCAGAUACCUGUUUACAAUGUGGAUGAAACUUGUUGACGAACUAGACCUAACAUGCUACAAUUUCUACGCAACACACAUGAAAUUAAAGAAACUAGCAUCCCCGAAAUCUUUAGGAAGAAAUUCUUGCAAUGGAAGAUGAGAGGUGAUUGAUUAGUUUGUGUUGUAAAUUAUGACGUGAGCUACAGUCAAGAUUUCAUUAAUUCAUUAAAUGUAUGUACUUGUCUCAUAGAAAAGUUGAAAUGAACUAUAAAUUUUUAGGGUUAAUUAACAUUUUAAUCCCUGCAAAAUACAUGUUUUUUACUUA
Messenger RNA from Glycine soja, 1576 nucleotides. RefSeq lists its product as uncharacterized. Gene Ontology annotation, cellular component: Golgi apparatus. The transcript is spliced from 6 exons. The record is from RefSeq and is a predicted model, not a curated record. The coding region runs from base 136 to 1308 and encodes 390 amino acids. NCBI's taxonomy places the organism in Eukaryota, Viridiplantae, Streptophyta, Magnoliopsida, Fabales, Fabaceae.